This is a messenger RNA of Alexandromys fortis (reed vole), 431 nucleotides long. Its product is annotated as 40S ribosomal protein S26-like. Gene Ontology annotation, biological process: translation. Gene Ontology annotation, molecular function: structural constituent of ribosome; mRNA binding. The record is from RefSeq and is a predicted model, not a curated record. NCBI's taxonomy places the organism in Eukaryota, Metazoa, Chordata, Mammalia, Rodentia, Cricetidae. Bases 1 to 387 code for a protein of 128 amino acids. The transcript has 2 exons. Gene Ontology annotation, cellular component: ribosome; cytosolic small ribosomal subunit.
AUGCAGGCUCCUAGCUCUUUCGGGACUUGGCUCCAAGAUGACCAAAAAAAAAGGAGAAACAACGCUCGUGCCAAAAAGGGCCACGGCCAUGUGCAGCCAAUUCGCGGCACUAACUGCGCCCGCUGUGUGCCCAAGGACAAGGCCAUUAAGAAGUUUGUCAUUUGGAACAUCGUAGAGGCGACUGCCGUCAGGGACCCAUCCGAAGCGAGUGUCUUCGACGCCUAUGUGCUCUCCAAACUCUAUGUCAAGCUGCAUUACUGUGUGAGCUGUGCUAUACAUAGCAAGGUAGUCAGGAAUCGAUCCCAGGAAGCUUGGAAGGACCGAACACCCCCACCACGAUUUAGACCUGCUGGUGCUGCACCACGACCUCCACCAAAGCCCAUGUAAAGUGGCUUCAUAAAGAUAGAAGAAAACACCUUGGAAAAAUAAAA